AUGCCUGUGCCUAGCUUUCUCCUAGACUCAUAAUUCAGACGAAUAUUUUCCAAAUCUUAACCAUAUAAGCAAAUAGCAAAAAACUUUGGAGAUGGAAUUACAGUACCCUCAACAUUCUUAAACCUUAUGGAUAAAGACUAAAAGGCAUUUGCAAUGUAUGAAAACCAAAUAGUCUGCCAUAUUAGCAAGAUUGAUGAAGGCUAGGACAAUGACAUCUUAGAGAUUCCUGAUUGGAUGUAUUAUUAACUAAGAAUUAGGGAAGGCGAACCUUUAGCCUUAAAUAUUGACUUGACUUUUUAUUCAUAUGAGAUAGAAGAGCCACACUCUAUAUUUUUUGAAUUACUAGAUUAAGAUUCGCUUCAUAUUCACAAAGAUAAACUAAUUGAGAUAGUAAGAGGUGAAAUGGGGAAAUAUAAAAUCCUAAGGAAUGAUAAUAUUCUUUCUUUCCUAAUGCCAGAUGGUUAUCCAAUACAAGUUCUAACAGUUCAAAUAGAACCAAAAGGCUCAAAUUACUAUAUAAAUAAUCAGCCUCACAAGCUAAUCAUAGAUAUUGUAAAUUAUGAUGGAAUAAGUAAAAAGAAUAUUCUAUAAGCCAAAUAGACAACUGAGCAAGAGAAAGAACAAUUUAGACUUACAGAUCUUAAUGAAAUCAUUCGUACAAAAGGUUUUACUGAUCUUGAUUUGCUAGAAAAAGCGAUCAACAGGAAAUAAAUGAAAGUACAAACCUUAUAAUAGAAAUUUUAUCUUUCUAAGGACUCAAAGCAAAAACGGCAUAAAACUUAGCUUCAUCAUAAGUCAUUGGUGCCAGAACAAGCUGGGGGUGAUCAUGUUUAAUAUGUAUCAAGGGAUUCAUAGUUGGUUAGGAAUACUACAGACUAAAUUAUAAAUACUGAAAAUGUCAACUAUAGUCAAAUGGGAGGUAUUACUUCUAUGAGCAGUAGAACUGUAAAAAAUGCCUAAAACUUGCCAUCUAAAUUCAACACUGUAAUAAAGAAAAAGGACGAAAUUUUAAAUCUUAGAUCAAUGUCGAUCGAAUUCAAAAGGAGAAUACAGACUCAUUCAAAAAUUAAAUCCACUCUUUAAUAGUAAUAACAAAUCAAAGAGAUAAUGAAUGACUCAAAGGUUUAGGAUUACAAUAUAUCCUAAAGAAAUAAUACAGAGGGUGCAAUGUAAAUGAGCAGUACAGAGAAAGAGGUUACUUUAGCUCACACUGAUAGCUUCUGCAACUCAUACUAUGGGCAAAUUUUGAACAGAAAAAUGUAGGAUAACAAUACCUUAAGAAUAAAGAAAUAGGAGCAGGAUGACAUCAAUAUGAAUAAGAGAAAAAGCUAGCCUAGACCUCUUACCUAGCCACUGCAAAGAGAUACGCAUUUUAGAAUUCAUAGAAUUGAGACAAGAAGAGAAAAAGCAGAAAAGAUGUAAAAGCAAUAAAAUGACUAACUAUAAAUUAAAAUACAAAUCAAUCAAGUACAUGCAAGGAAAGGUAAAUUACCAUUAAGCACUCCAGGUGUAUUAAAAAUGAUGUUCAACAAAUACAAUAAAAUGAUUCACUAAGCUCAUGGCUCUAAUAAAAAUUCAUAAAUUUUGAUACCAAGAAAUGCAAAUAUAGAGCGCUCCUCAAGUUAAAAUAGGCCGAGAACAGGAUCCACAAUUAUAAAACAAAUUAAAAUUGCUACAUAAAAGCCCCUUUUAGAAAAAGAAAGACAUCAUAAACUAGAUUUACGAAUAAGUAUACCUUCUAAGCUUAAUGACAAAUAACUAAUAUGUAUGGGAUCUGAUUCUGAUACUCUUAGUAAGUCAGCAAUAAAUCCUUGGCCGUAAAUGACUCAUCUCACAGAAAAGUCUCAUUUUCUAACAUCCUUGUCCAAAGAAAAGAAGCAUCCAACAAAAGUACUUUACAAAAAACAUGAUUAGAAGAAGCCUAGAAAAUCUGACCCUGCCUAAAAAACUAUAAGCGACAAAAAGUAGUAUAUAAAAGAAGAAAUUUAGAAUGAUAAUGAUAGAGAGGAUUUAGAUUAGAUUAUGAUUGAAAAUAGUGCUUUUAAAUAUAUGUUUUCAGAUAGAAUCAGCAACGAAAGUCCAGAUGUUAAACUAUCCCAUGAUAAUCAAAGUUUUUUAAAGGAUCAUGACUAAAUAAGGUUCAAAGUAAAAGAUUUUGAGAUGUUCCCAGAUUAGCAGUAGUAAGAGUAAAAAUGGUAAAUUGCUAAAAUAUCGGAAAUCAAGGCAAACAUUUUGAAUAAAAAGAGGGAAAAAUCAAUGGAUUAUAGUCAGAGAAUUCAUUAAAUAAAUCCUAAAAAUAUAGUUAGUCCUCAGUAUAUGUUGUAUAAGAGAAAGAAAAACUUGAAAACUUUAGUAAUCGAAUAGCCAAGAGAUGAGAGGACAUUGAUCUUGAAAUAAAAAACUAAAACUAGAAAACAGGCUACUGGUAUAUCAGAUUAUGAGCAAAACUAUUAUGACAGUUCUCAAUUUAUAAUGAAUCUCUACCCAAAUAGAAGUAUCAGACAAGAUAAUGUUUAGAUUACCUAGGAUAAUCAGGACUCAAUUAACGUAGUUAAUUUUAACCCAGUAGCGAAUGUCCAUGAUUCUGCGGAGGGAUUUUCUAGCUCUUUGGAGUAGAGCAUGAUAAAAAUACAUUCAAUACAUAACAAAUAUCAAUGA
Messenger RNA from Stylonychia lemnae, 2658 nucleotides. The record is from the annotation of a GenBank genome assembly. Lineage: Eukaryota; Ciliophora; Spirotrichea; Sporadotrichida; Oxytrichidae.